CGCUGGGCGGCCUUUUCCUCCGGGUUCCAUUUCCCAAAGAGCGUUGGCGCGCGGCUGCCUGUUUCGGGCUGGCGUCCUAACCUCUCGCGCAUCAUGACGGACCGUUACACGAUUCACAGCCAGUUGGAGCACCUGCAGUCCAAAUACAUCGGGACCGGCCAUGCCGACACCACCAAGUGGGAGUGGCUGGUGAACCAGCACCGGGACUCCUAUUGCUCCUACAUGGGCCAUUUCGACCUGCUCAACUACUUCGCCGUCGCCGAGAACGAAAGCAAGGCCCGCGUCCGCUUCAACCUCAUGGAGAAGAUGCUGCAACCCUGCGGGCCGCCCGCCGACAAGCCCGACGAGUCUUAAGCUUUGCAGCCCUGCAGCCCUCCCCGAACGAGGAAGGAAGGA
Messenger RNA from Protobothrops mucrosquamatus (brown spotted pit viper), 396 nucleotides. Its product is annotated as splicing factor 3B subunit 5. The coding region runs from base 94 to 354 and encodes 86 amino acids. The transcript has a single exon. Lineage: Eukaryota; Metazoa; Chordata; Lepidosauria; Squamata; Viperidae. The record is from RefSeq and is a predicted model, not a curated record. Gene Ontology annotation, cellular component: precatalytic spliceosome; U2 snRNP. Gene Ontology annotation, biological process: mRNA splicing, via spliceosome.